This is a messenger RNA of Balaenoptera ricei (Rice's whale), 1233 nucleotides long. It is a transcript of the gene ARHGAP40, whose product is annotated as Rho GTPase activating protein 40. Lineage: Eukaryota; Metazoa; Chordata; Mammalia; Artiodactyla; Balaenopteridae. The record is from RefSeq and is a predicted model, not a curated record. Gene Ontology annotation, biological process: regulation of actin filament polymerization; regulation of small GTPase mediated signal transduction. Gene Ontology annotation, molecular function: GTPase activator activity. Gene Ontology annotation, cellular component: cytoplasm.
AUGUCUCCAGAGAAUGGGGACUUGGGUGUGAAAUGGAACCAGCUCAGUUCCGGGGCUUUUGAGUUCCCCACAGCAGCAGAGUCUGAAGGGCUGCAGGUGCAGGCUGGGGGGGAAAUCUUCAUCAUGGACUCCGCUUACUCCGAACAAGCUGUGCUGCUUCUGCAGAGAGGCAGGCGGCCCCCGGGAGGCACCUGCACCUGUGCCGGUGAUGUUGCUGCCCAGAGGAAAUUUAGGAUCCCCAAGGGCAGACUUGGCCUGACUAGGGUAGGAAACUUGUCCUUACAGGAUCAGAAGGUCCCUGCCUUAGCCCUUAUCGAGCUGACCACGCUCUGUGACGUCCUGGGCUUGGACCUGAAAAAGAGCAAGGCCGGCAAACGGAAGGCGACAGAAACUUGCCUUUUCAGUGUGUCCCUCGACACCUUGCUGGAAGCCGACCACAGAUCCCUCCCCAGCACCCAGGUCCCGCUGGUCCUUCAAGCGCUGCUGUCCUGUUUGGAAGAGAGAGGGCUGGACACAUCGGGCAUUCUCAGGGUGCCAGGGUCAAAGUUAUGGUGUCCCCAGGUCGUGCAGCAUGAUGUUCUGGGGAAGGCACUCCUGGAAUUCUUCCCAGUGGCCCGGGAGCCGAGCAACAAGAUGAUGUUGUGGAGUGUUUCCACGGAGAUGGCCCCUCAUCUCUUCCAGCACCGAGGGCGGCCCCCAAAACUCCCCAGGGGCAGAGAGAAGCAGCUGGCAGAGGGGGCAGCUGAGGUGGUGUGGAUGAUAGCGCAAUACCAGGAUCUGCCCUGGACGGUGAGUGCUACUUGAUUCUUUCUGGCCAGGUUGCCUUUCUUGGUGGUCCAGGUGUGAAAACUGAACGACAGCAUUCGCCGGUGCCCCCAGCUCUGAGAUGGGGGACUCAAGACCUGGCUGCGAAGGAUGCACGCAGACAGGAACGAGGCGAUGGACGGCCCCGAGUUGGCUGCCAGGAACGGCGCUGCCGACUGUGGCCACCAGGGGGCGUCCCGGGCCCGUCGCAGCGAGAGAGGAGGCGGGCUCUUAGAAACGAGGGAGGUGACGCGGCUGAGCAAGGAGGAAACGGUGGGGCGCAACAGGUCCAUGAAGUCAGCCGACAUCCUCCUCCACGAAGUCGGAGGGAAUAUCAGUGAGCAUCGCCUGGACCCAGAUGCCCACCUUUUAGAUCUGUACCGCACCAACCCCCAUGGCGAGUGGGUCAUCAAACAGAACCCCACCUAA